This is a messenger RNA of Pelagomonas calceolata, 537 nucleotides long. Lineage: Eukaryota; Pelagophyceae; Pelagomonadales; Pelagomonadaceae. The record is from the annotation of a GenBank genome assembly.
UUAUGUGCGAUGAACAUGCUCGGGAACGGUCUAUACGUUGCACACCAAGUCGAGGACGCGUUGACCGUGCUAGAGGCCGAGUUGGCCACGAAGCGGCGCCUUGGCGUAUCAGAGGAACGCAUCCUCGCCGUACAGAACAAUCUUGCGAACACGUACUACAGGCUCGGACAGGAAGACCGGGCACUACGCAUGCGACAGGAAGUAUAUUCCGCACGUUUAAAGUUCAGUGGCGAGGAACACCCAUCAACCCUUCGCGCAGGCUACAACUACGCGGACACCCUUAGUCGUCUAGAGCGCUUCGAAGAAGCCAAGUCACUGCUUCUGAAAAUAAUACCCGUGGCGCGACGCGUCCUCGGCGAGAAUGAAGAAGUCGUGCUCAGGAUGAGGGCGAAUUAUGCAGGGGCGCUCGUCAACGCCAGCGGCGCCACGCUCGACGAUAUCCGCGAGGCCGUGACGACGCUCGAUGUCGUGGCACGGAUCGCGCGGCGCGUGCUCGGCGGCGCACACCCGAUCACAGAAGCGAUUGAGCAUAAUCUG